AUGACUCAAAAGCAACCCCAAAACUUUGCCGCGGUACUGCUGUUUGUGUCAGGGGAGUCUAUCCCGCCUGGCAGAAAUCAAGUUCAAAUUAAUAUGAGUUGUGAAUACGACCAGACAACAGAAUUGCAUCCAUUCGCUUUCCGAACCCAUACCCAUGCUAUGGGUCGAGUCGUGUCUGCAUAUUAUAAGCACGAAGGCCAGUGGACCAAGAUAGGAGCAAGAAAUCCUCAGUGGCCUCAGAUCCCAUUAGAAGUUUAA
Messenger RNA from Cooperia oncophora, 258 nucleotides. The record is from the annotation of a GenBank genome assembly. Lineage: Eukaryota; Metazoa; Nematoda; Chromadorea; Rhabditida; Trichostrongylidae.